AUGGCUUCAACAGCCACAAUGUCAUCUCAACAAACAUCAAUGAGUAGUUCAAUGAUCGGCUCAACAGCGUCAAUGUCAUCUCAGCCAAUAUCAGUGAGCAGCUCUACUAUUGUGUCCACAGCAACGAUGUCCCUUCAGCCCACAUCAAUGAGUAGUUUUAUGAUCGGUUCAACGGCAACAAUGUCAGCUCAACAAACAUCAAUGAGUAGUUCAAUAAUGGCGUCAACAGCAGCAUUGUCAGCGCAACAAACACUGAUGAGCACUUCGAUGAUGAGUUCAACAGCGGUGCCGCAAACAUACUCUUCUGGGACGAGUUCGAUGUUUAGUUCAACUGUCAGUGUACGAAGUCAAACAUAUUUUUGGAUGAGCAGUUCAAUGUUCGUUUCCACACUCACAAUGUUAUCUAAAACGAACGCUUCGGUGGGCAGCUCAGUGAUUAGUUCCACGGUCACAAUGCCGACUCAGUCGUAUUCAUCGUUCAGAACUUCAGCGGUUAGUUCGACGGUGACGGUGGUGUCCGACAGCAAUUUGUGGUCGGCCGUGAGUGCGGAAGACGUUGCAGGAACAGGAUUCUUCACUUUGAAUACUAAUGUGUUCAAUAGCAGCGUCGAUUCGCAGUUGUCAGCUACAAUUAGUUCAGUAGCUGCAGGAUCAUCUGACGCAGAAAGCGCAGGUAAAAUAGAGGUAUUAGUGUUCGAUUGUGCACUAUGA
Molecule: messenger RNA, 711 nt
Organism: Didymodactylos carnosus
Lineage: Eukaryota; Metazoa; Rotifera; Eurotatoria; Philodinida; Philodinidae
Source: the annotation of a GenBank genome assembly